Gongylonema pulchrum is the source of this 288-nucleotide messenger RNA. The record is from the annotation of a GenBank genome assembly. NCBI's taxonomy places the organism in Eukaryota, Metazoa, Nematoda, Chromadorea, Rhabditida, Gongylonematidae.
AUGCUAUUGUUGCUGUUGCUGUGGCUUUUGGAGGUGGCUAUUCUGGAAUGCAAUGGCGCCAUCCCAUCAAGCAAUAACACGAAAAUCGUUAUACGGCGAUUGUCGGGCAGUGCGGCUGCUCCACCUAGCAAUGGUACUACCACUGCGAUCAGGAAAAGAAUUGCUGGCGACGCGAAAACAGCUGCCAAUGCAGUCGGACGGCCAAAAGCUGCUGGUCUGGCUACCAAUAUCGGAGCCCCACCAAUCAGCUACGCGAACAAAUUAAGUGCUAUUGGUGCAACAAAGUAA